Messenger RNA from Mytilus trossulus (common blue mussel), 2579 nucleotides. Its product is annotated as stimulated by retinoic acid gene 6 protein-like. Gene Ontology annotation, biological process: vitamin A import into cell. The transcript is spliced from 17 exons. The record is from RefSeq and is a predicted model, not a curated record. Gene Ontology annotation, cellular component: plasma membrane. Gene Ontology annotation, molecular function: signaling receptor activity; retinol transmembrane transporter activity. NCBI's taxonomy places the organism in Eukaryota, Metazoa, Mollusca, Bivalvia, Mytilida, Mytilidae. The coding region runs from base 209 to 2065 and encodes 618 amino acids.
AAAAAAGAUAACAAAUUCUUUUAAAAACGACUUAUUUAUUGUUCUUAUAAUACACUUUAAAAAAUAAAUGUAUUGAAGGAUUUUCAUAAGACAUUUUUUCAAAUUGGAUUAACAUAUCUGUGUUAGUCAUUGAGACACAUUCAUAGCAAUAAUUUUUAUAUACAUGAAGGCAAGGUCGACGAUUGCAACAGUAUAAAAGAAACAGGCCAUGUCUUCUACUACUGAUGAUGUAGCUUCCAAUGUUGUUGGGUUAGAGGUCGGAGCAUUCUUCAUAGCUAUUUUUCUUUCAAUUUUUCUUUCUUGCUUUGAAAGAAAUAAACGUGGUGGAAGACCUGGUAUUGUGAUACCGAUAAACUUUUUGCAAGAUGAUAAUUUAGCCAUAGUUUAUACAGCUGCAUUUGGAUGUACUUCAAUUCAACUACUGAAUUUGAUUUUCAGGAGGGGAUUAGUUUUAACAUCGUUCAAUAUUCCAUCAUUAGUUGUCCCUUGGGUUAGAGUUUUUGUUUGGUUAAUUAUGGCGCUGUUUGUUUCGCUCAAAUUUUAUCCUGUAUUUGCUGUAAUAAGAUGCCGAAGAACUAUAAUCGAACCAUUAAUUGGCUUGUUCUACACUGCAUUCAUAUUUACAUCCUUAAUUUAUCAGCUGGCCAAUUCCUAUAUAAUUAGAAAAGUAGAUGCUUACGUUUUAGUUUAUAUACCCACAUCAUUAUGUUAUGUGAUUUUGAUUGGAUAUUUUCUGUACACGUUAGCUCGUCAUAUUUAUAGUUUUGCCACACGUCUAAAACAGGAUACAAAUAAUAUGGGCUCAACACCAUGCUCAAGUCAGCUGCAAUAUAAUUAUGUAAAAUGGCUUUUGAAAAAAACAGAACGCAACACUGAAACAAAUACAGGUCUGAAACGGUCAAUCCUGGCUUGCAGUAAAAAUAUAAAGAACAAAAUUGGUGUGAGUUCACCUCUACAUGCUUCACCUAGAGUGAUUGCAACAUUUUUUGUAGCAGCAAUUGCUUUAUUUCAGGUUGGCAUGGAUUUACUCACUGGUUAUAUCUUCUUGAAACCCGGACUUCUGUUUACCACAUUCUUCAAAUUAAAAUUCUUCAACACUUCUGGAGAAGCAUUUUUACCUGAUAUUGAAACGUUUUUUACUGUUGCAGAUGCUGGUUUUUACACAUCAAUCUCCUUGUCCAGCAUAUUCAUGGUUCUUUAUGUCAUUGUUAUCUACAUCAGUUAUCGUAAGGAUCUAGAAAAGAUGCAAAGAGGAGAUUAUUCAUUCCUGCCAAUGAAACUCAGAAAGAGCCUAAAUGACAACCUAAUUGCAUCAAGUUUACGAUAUUCUGGGGCACAAAUUGCAUUCCUUAUCUGGUGUUACAUAUUGAUAAUACUGAUGUUAUGGGUAGUAUGCUUUAUAAUUGCCUACAUUAUAGUUUUGCCUUUAGCUGGAAAGGUUCCAUUUUUAUUUUUUGAGCCAGUUCUUGUUAUUCUACCGUUGAUGAUGAUGAAUUUCGGCUUCAAGAAACUACAAGUGUUUUUAUCAGGGAAAUUCUUCCAACAAGACUUUGCUGUUAUUAUGCCUACAGGACUAAAAACUCAGAAAGCACUUGCAUUAGAUAAUUUGAAAAUGUUCAACAUAUUGUCUUUCUUCAUGUUCUUCUUUCACGUCAUCAUUGGAUUUAUCAGUUGUUUGAAUAGGAUUUUGAUUGGUCUUUUGAUCGGUCUGGUAUCACUAGCCAGGAUAGAUAAAUGCAUGCUUCCAAAAGGUUUUGAGAAGUUUGACAAAGGCUAUUCGACUUAUAUUGGUAUGUUGAUGGUAGAGGUUCAUCACAGAAAUCCAGUAGCGUCGGUAUUUUGCAACGAAUUGCUUGUUAUCAACAAAGACACAGAAUAUGCUAACGUUUUAUUGACACCAGUCAAAGCAAAAAAAGUGAAAGUCGCAACCAAUAGUCAAAAACAUAGACGAAUUUGCCGUAAAUGGGCUAAGCUAUACACCCUAAUUAACAAUCCAUCGAUCAGACAAUAUUAUAAGAAACUGAACUCUGAAUGUUCAAUUGAUCAAGUUAAAAUCGCCAUGUAGUUGCACGACUAUUUUGACGAAAUGAUGCAUAAAGAAGUGGAAUUGUUUAAUUUUCGUUAUUUCAAAGAUUAUUAACAAAACUUACAAAAAAGAUGAUAAUAUGUACGAAAAUUGACAGAUACUGUUAUAAUUUGAUUAAGGAAACUUUUUUUAUUAUUCAUAUAUUUUUUUUCAUAUCAUAUCUACCUCCGGGUAUUGAUUUAGAAUAUUAUAUAUGUAUCAGAUAAUUGAUUGGCCCUAAAGCUUUUGUUCAUUAUGUAAAAGUUAUAUCUGGAAGCCGGUUUAGUAAAAAAAAACAGGUUUAAAGGGACACUAGCUACGAAAUAUUUAAAAAAAAAAUCUUUUUUGUUUGUUCAAUCAAUAUAUAAAGUGGACGUUUUCCUCUCGGUUAUAAAGUUUAAAUUCCUUUAUAGUUUAAUGUGAACAUAUUGCACAUCCCAAAUUAACACAUCAAGAUAUCAAAAAAGAACUGUGUUAUCACGAUUUCAUUUAUCAAAUAAAAAUUCAUAUUAUU